Molecule: messenger RNA, 1230 nt
Organism: Aureobasidium musti
Lineage: Eukaryota; Fungi; Ascomycota; Dothideomycetes; Dothideales; Saccotheciaceae
Source: the annotation of a GenBank genome assembly
AUGCGCACGUUAUUGACACUACCUGCCGAAGUCCAGUUGAUGGUUAUGGACUGCGUCGACGACAAGGAUCUCCUCACGCUCAAUUCGACAUGCCGCACCAUUCACGACCUACUCGAGCCUGUAAUCGCCUCCGUCUUCGGCGCAGACCGCAGCUUCGAGCUCUCAGAGAGCGGCAUGGUGGCCUUGCUCAGACUUAGUCGGGACCCUGUCGCAGCACACCAUCUGCAAACCCUCAUCAUCAUCCACAGCGGUCAACAACAGCCCGUUCUGGACUAUGAAGUUCUUCACGCAGCCCUUGAACAGCUGGGCACUUUCAAGAAACUCCAUUCCAUCGGGGUUCGUCACGCUGCCACCGAUGCAAACCGCUUCGAGCCAUCGNAACUCGCACACGAUCGUAUCAAGGACUUCAUGAGGAAUGUCUUGCUCAAGCUUGCGCUGGAGUCGGGACUUCCGAUCAGAAAUGUUGUCUUUGAGAUCGACAUUCAGCCAGACAUCCAUACUGGUGGCUAUCGUCGUCGCUCCUGGGUCAACCCUUCACCAGUACAGAAUGAAUUUGCGACUGAAUUCGCCGCAAUCCGAGACACUAUGAACACCCUGGAUACCAUGUCGUUUCCUGGAGUUGCGCGUACCUUGAGAUUUGUCAGGAAGGGAGUCGAGGGUACUCGGAAAUCAGCUAGAAUGACUUACGAUCCUCAGCAUCGUUCUUUCUAUGGCUUCCAACUCUUGGCUGAUGACUGGAAUGUGGUGCGAAGAUGGUUGGCAGCCCCGGCGAUGCUAAGAGCCGUGACAUUGUUGGACUGCGAGAUCGACUAUUUAACCUUCUCUAACCUUAUGAUUACUGCCGCCCUCGAGAGUGUCUCGAUCAAGCAUGCUUUACUCUUUCGUAGUAGCAGUACACGCUUGCGCUGGAGGGAUGGUGACAUCAACCGGCCUCGCCUGCGCAAUGACUGGGUGGAUGUCUUCGACGACUUGGAUGAAAGAUGCCCGGUAUUGUCGCACUGCCUUCUGGGUCAACUACGCUACAACCAAGACCGCAUGUGCAGAGGAGCGACGUGGGAGGCCAACAACCACGAGGAUGUCGGUCAGCUAAUCUACGACCUGAGCUGGGGGAACUGUUCCCGUUCGGAGUUCAAGAAGGAAAAGGCUCCCUCAACUGGGCGUAAGCCUCCUAAGAAGGCCCCCAAAACCAAGAAAAUUCGAUUCACUCACAGAAAGAGGGNNAAGUCCUAA